Messenger RNA from Closterium sp. Naga37s-1, 1215 nucleotides. NCBI's taxonomy places the organism in Eukaryota, Viridiplantae, Streptophyta, Zygnematophyceae, Desmidiales, Closteriaceae. The record is from the annotation of a GenBank genome assembly.
AUGCACCACUCUAUUUGGACCAAGGAGACACGCCGAUCCCCAUACCCCUUUCCCUUCCCACAUCCCCUUUCCCUAACCCCAUCCGCCUUCCCCUCCCCCAUCCCCCUUCUCUUUCCCCAUCCCCCUUCUCUUUCCCCAUCCCCCUUCUCUUUCCCCAUCCCCCUUCUCUUUCCCCAUCCCCCUUCUCUUUCCCCAUCCCCCUUCUCUUUCCCCAUCCCCCUUCCCUUCCCGCAUCCCCUUUCCCUUUCCCCAUCCGCCUACCCUUUCCCCAUCCCCUUCUCUUUCCCUAUCCCCCUUCCCUUCCCCCAUCCCCCUUCCCUUCCCCCAUCCCCCUUCUCUUACCACAUCCCCUUUACCUUCCCCACACCCUCCUUUCCCUUCCCCCAUCCCCCAUUCCCUUUACCCAUCCCCCAUCCCUUCCCUGCAUCCUCCUUUCCCUUCCCCCAUCCCCCUUCCCUUCCCCCAUCCCCCUUCCCUUCCCUCAUCCCCCUUUCCCUCCCCCUCUGCUAUCACCUUCUUUUCUCUUUCUGCUACCACCUCCCUUCCCCCUCUGCUGUCACCUCUCAUCCCGUGAUACCACCUCCCUUCCCCCUCUGCUGUCACCUCUCAUCCCGUGCUACCACCUCCCUUCCCCCUCUGCUGUCACCUCUCAUCCCGUGCUACCACCUCCCUUCCCCCUCUGCUGUCACCUCUCAUCCCGUGCUACCACCUCCCUUCCCCCUCUGCUGUCACCUCUCAUCCCGUGAUACCACCUCCCUUCCCCCUCUGCUGUCACCUCUCAUCCCGUGCUACCACCUCCCUUCCCCCUCUGCUGUCACCUCUCAUCCCGUGAUACCACCUCCCUCCCCCCUCUGCUGUCACCUCUCAUCCCGUGCUACCACCUCCCUUCCCCCUCUGCUGUCACCUCUCAUCCCGUGCUACCACCUCCCUUCCCCCUCUGCUGUCACCUCUCAUCCCGUGCUACCACCUCCCUUCCCCCUCUGCUGUCACCUCUCAUCCCGUGCUACCAGCUCCUCCCAUGAAGCCAACACUUCGCCAACCCUUUCACCUUUUUCCCCUGCUUUCACACACUAUUCCGCCAAGCAAUCACUUCCCCAAUUCCUCCCUGCCUCCUUUCUUUCCCCAUGCCAUGCCUCCCCUCGCUUUCCUCCCAUGCCUCAGCUCUGUUUUCCCACUUGUCUCCCCUCUGCUUCCCCCCUUUCUCCCCCCUGUUGA